Messenger RNA from Fusarium sp. VM40, 1275 nucleotides. NCBI's taxonomy places the organism in Eukaryota, Fungi, Ascomycota, Sordariomycetes, Hypocreales, Nectriaceae. The record is from the annotation of a GenBank genome assembly.
AUGACGCCGUCAAAUAAUGGCCAGGUCGCGCCAGCGAACGGCGACGCAAUAGCCAAGAUCGGACCCCAUCCAGGCUUCAUCUCCAGCUCGAACCAAUACACAUCAGAGCUCAAGCUCCGGCGCAUGCUGAAGGACAAUGGCUGCGACCCAGCGAGGCAGGACACCUACCGUUUGCAAGGCGUGCAACUGAUUGACAAUGUGCGAGACUACUUGCAGCUACCUGUUCGAACUUUCGAUACCGCGUGCACCUACUUCCACAAGUUUCGACUCAAUUUUAAAGACGCCGAAUACAACUACCAGGAUGCAGCACUGGCCUCGUUAUUUGUGGCGUGCAAGGUUGAGGACACAAUCAAGAAGUCAAAAGAGAUUCUUGCGGCGGCGUAUAAUGUCAAGAACCCAGACAAACCCGCUGCGCCUGAUGACAAGAUUUUCGAAGGCCCCGGCAAGAUGAUCAUCUGCCUCGAACGUCUUAUCCUUGAAACAAUCGGCUUCGAUUUCCGGACGCGCUACCCCCAGAAGCUCCUCGUCAAAGUCGUCCGCGACAUUCUCGGUAAAGAGGAUGGCAAAGCCUUCUUCGAAACCGCAUACGCCAUGUGCAUCGACAUCUACAAAACAUUCGUGCCAGUCAAGCGCACCACCUUUUCCAUGGUCAUGGCCGUCGUGGAGCUCACAGCCCUCAUGACAGAAAAACACGUUGACAAAGUGCGCGAGUACGCAAAGACAAAACACCAAUACCACCAGGGCGCCGUGAUGGAGACGAUGCUGGAUAUACUAGACCUCUAUGUUCAGCACUACAAGUCCACAAAGCUUGGGGCGCAGUUUGACCAGAAUAAGAUCAUCGACAUUAAGAUUAGGCUUAACAACGAUCUUGACAAGGCGUUCGAACCGCGUUAUCUGUACUUCUGCUCCCGGUGCGAAGCCGAAGACCCGCAGCCAUCCACACCGGCAUCUGCAACGUCGCCUGCGACAUCAAUAUCAUGGCCAGGCGAUGCUUCGGGACGGCGUACCGCGCGUGGGCAAGAUGGAACGAUGCGAUUUGUGUUUGACCCUGAGGCUGCUAAGAGUGAGCAGGAGACGACAAGCGAAUUCUUCAAAGAAGACUUUGAGGAGUACGAAGUUGAGGUGGAGGAGCCGGUCCCUCCGCCGCCUCACCAUGAGGGAGGUGGACGAGGAGGUUACCACGGGCACAGAGACCGUGGAGACCAUAGACGUGGAGGAUAUGGGGGAUAUCGAGGGGACCGGCAUUACAGAGGAGGACGGGGUAGACACUACUGA